Annulohypoxylon truncatum is the source of this 1294-nucleotide messenger RNA. RefSeq names its product 23S ribosomal RNA methyltransferase. Gene Ontology annotation, biological process: RNA methylation. The record is from RefSeq and is a predicted model, not a curated record. The coding region runs from base 97 to 1071 and encodes 324 amino acids. Gene Ontology annotation, cellular component: mitochondrion. The transcript is spliced from 7 exons. NCBI's taxonomy places the organism in Eukaryota, Fungi, Ascomycota, Sordariomycetes, Xylariales, Hypoxylaceae. Gene Ontology annotation, molecular function: rRNA (uridine-2'-O-ribose)-methyltransferase activity.
UCAAAUUUAAUCAUUCAAGACUUUUGUGAUAUUCGUCGUCGCAAUCUAGAAAUGGGAUAGUGCAUGGUCGCCAUCCCUUAAUUCUUCACAGCAUUGAUGAGGGCAUUGGCAAGAAUAGCGGCGCCUCGCAAUGGGAUCCCCUUAACUAUCACCGUUCCAUCAGCAACGAUUUCAGCCUACGGCUUCCUUAGCCCUAUUGCACCAGUCUCCUCAGGAAGCGUACGUUGGUCUUCAUCUAGUUCAUCUAGUUCAAGAUGGAAACAGCGGCAAGCAACCGAUUUCUACGCGCGGGAGGCCAAGGUCUAUGGUCUUAAAAGCCGCGCUGCAUUCAAACUACUUGAAAUGGACUCGAAGUAUAAAUUGUUCAAGAGAGGGCAGACAAUAAUCGAUCUCGGAUAUGCACCGGGAAGCUGGUCCCAGGUAGCCUUUGAGCGUACGAAGCCAAAUGGGCGCGUGAUCGGAAUCGACAUUAUUCCGGUGCAGCCACCGAAGGGGGUGACGACUAUACAAGGCAAUUUCUUGUCACCAAAUGUCCGCCAGCUCGUGAAAGAUUACCUGGUUGAGUUCGCGCAACGACAGAGUCCGUCUGUUCCUGAGGUUGAGCCAUCGGAGGAAGGGGAACCAAUCAUCACCGAGCGACAGAGUUAUAUCGAUACCGAACGUGCUGAAUCAGUUGAGUCAGAACACUUAGAGGAGAACGAUGGAAGACUUGUAGAUGUGGUUUUAAGCGACAUGUCAGCCCCCUGGGAGCAAACCACCGGAUUUUCCAGCAGAACGUUAAGUAACCCGUAUUUCAGGAUGAUGAACGCGAGCGGUAUGAGCUUCCGAGACCACGCGGGUAGUAUGGACCUCUGCCUUGCGGCCUUACAAUUUGCAAGCGACACUCUGAAAUCCGGCGGCCAUUUCGUGUGCAAAUUCUACCAAGGUGCCGAAGACAAGGAUCUCGAGUUAAAACUUAAGAAAAUGUUCGCAAAAGUCCAUCGUGAGAAACCAGACUCAUCGAGAAGUGAAUCCCGAGAGUCGUUUUUCGUGGCAUUGCGCAGGAAAGGGGAAGUUACUCUUACUCUCUAACACGAGAACUUUUUAACCACCCAGCUUCACUGUACAUCAUUUGUAUUACUUUCUAUCUGGAAAGUGGAUAGUUAAUAGCAUCAUAUGAUAUAAUGUAUCAUAUUGGAUUGACAUGCACCUUUUAGGUUUCAUGGGAUAUGAUGGAUAUUAUGUAUGAAUAUUGCUAGGACUGUUCUUGUACUCUAGUAUCGACAACCAACGAACGCAAUUCCAAAAAAAAUCA